Penicillium daleae is the source of this 1104-nucleotide messenger RNA. Its product is annotated as deoxyhypusine synthase. Gene Ontology annotation, cellular component: cytoplasm. The transcript is spliced from 2 exons. Bases 1 to 1104 code for a protein of 367 amino acids. The record is from RefSeq and is a predicted model, not a curated record. Lineage: Eukaryota; Fungi; Ascomycota; Eurotiomycetes; Eurotiales; Aspergillaceae. Gene Ontology annotation, molecular function: deoxyhypusine synthase activity. Gene Ontology annotation, biological process: peptidyl-hypusine biosynthetic process.
AUGAGCAGCUCCGUGCCCCCCACCUCGGCGACCGACUCGGUCCUUGUCGCCUCGGGUCCCGUCCCUGAAGGAGCACAGGAAGUGCGUGGCGUGGACUUUGAUCAGUUUCAUGGCCGGGAUAUCACAGUUGCUGAGAUGGUCGAGAACAUGACUCAUAUGGGCUUCCAAGGCAGUGCGGUUGCCGAGGCCGCUCGGAUCAUCAACGAGAUGCGAGCCUUCCGUCAUCCUGAAACCGGCGAAAAGACCACCGUCUUCCUCGGCUACACCUCCAACCUCAUUUCCUCCGGCCUCCGGGACACGCUUCGGUACCUCGUUAAGCACAAGCAUGUCUCGGCCAUAGUGACGACGGCAGGUGGUGUAGAGGAGGACUUGAUUAAAUGCCUGGCACCGACAUAUAUGGGCUCGUUUAGCACCCCGGGAGCCGGUCUGCGGGCCAAGGGCUUGAACCGGAUUGGUAAUCUGCUGGUCCCCAACAAUAACUACUGUGCCUUUGAGGACUGGGUGGUCCCCAUCCUGGACCGGAUGCUCGAGGAACAAGAGGCUGCCAAGCGUAAGGCUCGGGAGACGGGCGAUGAGGAGGACGAGCUGCACUGGACCCCCAGCCGCAUCACCGAGCGACUCGGUCGGGAGAUCAAUAAUGAGGAUUCGGUGCUCUACUGGGCGGCCCGUAACAACAUCCCGGUCUUCUGCCCCGCCUUGACGGAUGGCUCUCUGGGGGAUAUGCUCUACUUCCAUACCUUCAAGUCCUCCCCACAACGGCUACGGGUGGACAUUGUGGACGAUGUCCGCCGCAUCAACACCAUGGCCGUACGGGCCGCCCGCGCUGGAAUGAUCAUUCUGGGUGGCGGAGUGGUGAAGCACCAUAUUGCCAAUGCCUGUUUGAUGCGCAACGGGGCUGAGCAUGCCGUCUACGUGAAUACGGCGCAAGAGUUCGAUGGCAGUGAUGCCGGCGCUCGACCCGAUGAGGCCGUCAGCUGGGGCAAAAUCAAAGCCGAUGCCAGAGCCGUCAAGGUCUAUGCCGAAGCGACGGUGGCCUUCCCCCUCAUUGUCGCUGCUUCCUUUGCGAGAGCGGAGACCCCCUCGCAGACCCCCUCACAGAACUAA